Messenger RNA from Fonsecaea multimorphosa CBS 102226, 378 nucleotides. RefSeq lists its product as uncharacterized. Bases 1 to 378 code for a protein of 125 amino acids. Lineage: Eukaryota; Fungi; Ascomycota; Eurotiomycetes; Chaetothyriales; Herpotrichiellaceae. The record is from RefSeq and is a predicted model, not a curated record. The transcript has 3 exons.
AUGAAUCCAGUCAAUUCAGAGAGCUCAUCGGCCCCUCGCAGGUCGUCCUCAGUCUCCAGCCUGCCAGAACCACUGCAAGAUCUCAUAGACAAGGCAGAGAAGGAAAGAGAACUGUACGAAGAUCCUUGGAAUCGGAUUCCCGGUCCACAGGAUUCAAAACAAGUCAAUCAACCAAAGAAAUCCAGCAAAGAACAAGGCAACAAGAGAUCAAUCCUGAAAAAGCCUCAUCUUCCAGCGUCGCUGCAGCGUCUUGUUGACAAGGCUGAGGUUGAGAGGGAGGUGUAUGAAGACCCCUGGUCUGUUCGAAUUCCAAGAGCCCUCGGCUGGGGAAAAUAUAGCAAAAACCAAGAGACAAAGAAGCCGGUCACAAAGGCAUGA